Messenger RNA from Brassicogethes aeneus, 1638 nucleotides. NCBI's taxonomy places the organism in Eukaryota, Metazoa, Arthropoda, Insecta, Coleoptera, Nitidulidae. The record is from the annotation of a GenBank genome assembly.
CUUUGACAGAUAGCCUAACCUAAAAAUCCGAUAUCAUUUCAUAACCAAGUUAUUUUUGGUGUUGCAUGUAAUUUAACACUCGAAAUGGCUUGCAGAAUUUUAAGAAAACAGCCCCUAAAGCUGGGCCACAACAUAAUAAGGGCACAGUCUACAAUGUCAGCCUUUGAAAUCCAGCACAAAACUCCAUUAAUAAGAAAAACCGAACCAAUCCCAGUGGCUUUGUAUGGGGGCAGAAAUGCAGUAACGAUGCUUCCUGGUGGAGGUAUUGGCCCUGAACUGAUGGGUUAUGUGAAAGAGGUCUUUAAAUAUGCCGGCGCGCCAGUGGACUUUGAAGUCGUCGAAAUCGACGAAAAGUCGGAAGACAACGACGACUUAGAUUACGCUAUAACCUCAAUCAAGAGAAAUGGGGUUGCCAUUAAGGGUAACAUUGAAACAAAAAGUGAAAGUGCCAAUGUUACAUCAAGAAAUGUUGCUAUAAGAAACGAGCUGGAUUUGUAUGUGAAUGUUUUAAAUUGUAAGUCAUAUCCAGGAGUACCAGCCAGACAAAGCAACAUCGAUGUGGUUAUUAUUAGGCAAAAUACUGAAGGUGAAUAUGCUAUGUUGGAACAUGAGAGUGUGGAUGGGGUGGUAGAAAGCAUGAAAGUUGUAACCAAGUCAAACUCUGACAGAGUAGCCAGAUUUGCUUUUGAAUAUGCUAAAAAAAAUGGCAGGAAGAAGAUCACAACCAUCCACAAAGCCAACAUCAUGAAACUCUCUGACGGUUUAUUCUUGGAAACCUCCAAAAAAAUCGCCAAGGAAUAUCCAGAAAUAGAACACAAUGACAUGAUUAUCGAUAACUGCUGCAUGCAGCUUGUAUCAAACCCUCAUCAAUUCGAUGUCAUGAUUAUGACAAAUUUAUAUGGCAGCAUUGUUUCAAAUGUUGUUUGUGGAGUAAUUGGUGGAGCUGGAUUAUUAUCCGGUAAAAAUUAUGGCGAUCAUUAUGCUAUUUUUGAACCUGGUACCAGAAACACUGGCACAGCAAUUGCCGGAAAAAACAUAGCAAACCCAAUUGCCAUGCUGAAUGCAUCAGUGGAUAUGUUACGUCACUUGGGGCACUCUCAACAUGCUGAAUUAAUACAGAGAGCCAUCAAUAGGACAGUUAGUGAAGAUCAUAUUCACACCCCAGAUUUGGGUGGUUCUGCCAAAAGCACAGACGUUGUCUCCAGAAUAAUCGACCAUAUUAUGCAAGACACAAGACAUUGGUAAAACAUAUAAAAUAUAAAACUAAUAUGUGUUGUCUAUUUUGCUUUUGUACUAACAUGUAACAUGUUUUGUUCUAUUUUAAUGUAUUCAGGAAUGGCUGUUUGCUUUUAAUAUAGGUGAUGGAUCAAACUAACAAUGCACAAUUACCCCAGCUAGCUGGGCACAUACUCGUACAUUUCCCAAUUAAAUUGCAGUAUUAUAAUACAUUUUUUGUAAAGUUCCUUAUUAGUUUUUUUUAUUUACAGAGCACCAUGCAACUGUUAAUAAUGUACAAUAUAUACCAUGUGUAUAUAAACAAUAAGUAUUUAACCUUUUCUAAAGAGAAUAUGUAAUAUAUGACAAGUAAUAAUUUAAUGUAAUUAUUUAUUUAAAUGAAUAAAUAUUGUUCCUUACUAA